GGCGCCAGUCAGGCCGAGCAGCUGCGAUGACAUCCGCCAAGGAGGCCCGCAUCUACACACAGGCAGACAAGGACGGCCAGUUCCGACGUCAGAACGCCUUCUUCCGGGACACCAUCUCGGCUGAUCAUCCGGUCUUCAAGCCUGACUCGGGCAGAUACUUGCUCUACGUCAACACAGGAUGCCCCUGGGCCAACCGGACCAUCCUCGUUCGCAACUUGCUCAAGCUCCAGGAUCACGUUGACAUCACCUAUCUCGCGCCCAUCCUCUCUCCGGAUGGCUGGUACUGGGACGGCAAGGACGGCGCGGAUGAACGAGAUCCCAUCUGGGGUCAUCACCUCAUCAGAGACGUCUACCACUCCGUCGAACCAAGCUACGACCUCCGCUACACUGUGCCUGUCUUACUUGACAAGCAGACUAAACGUAUCGUCAGCAAUGAGUCAUCAGAGAUCAUCAGGAUGCUUUACACUUUCCCCAGUGCGGACAGCAAGCUGGACCUGUAUCCGCUUGCCAUGAGAUCCGACAUCGACGCCCUCAACGAAUGGAUCUACAACGACAUCAACAACGGCGUCUACAAGACUGGCUUUGCUGCCAGUCAGGCAGUCUACGAUGAGCACGUCCGUACCCUCUUUCGCGCGCUCGAUCGACUUGAAGCCUUGCUCUCUUCCGACGGCAGGCAAUACCUGCUCGGUUCCGAGCUCACAGAGGCCGACGUACGGCUCUAUCCCACGAUUGCGAGAUUCGAUAUAUCCUAUCACUAUGCUUUUCGCUGUAAUUUGCGCAAGGUUUCAGACUAUCCCGCCCUUCAGGCAUGGUUCAAGCGGUUGUAUGCGCAACACGAAUUCAGAUCUGCCACCCACUUUGAUCAGAUCAAGGUCGGCUAUACCAUGGCUGCCGCCAAAGGAGGCUGGGACACUCAGACUGAUCGUCCCAUCGUGCCUGCCGGUCCAGUACUGGAUCUAUAG
This is a messenger RNA of Mixia osmundae IAM 14324, 962 nucleotides long. RefSeq lists its product as uncharacterized. The coding region runs from base 27 to 962 and encodes 311 amino acids. Gene Ontology annotation, molecular function: glutathione transferase activity. The record is from RefSeq and is a predicted model, not a curated record. Gene Ontology annotation, cellular component: cytoplasm. Lineage: Eukaryota; Fungi; Basidiomycota; Mixiomycetes; Mixiales; Mixiaceae. The transcript has 2 exons.